Carassius gibelio (silver crucian carp) is the source of this 3155-nucleotide messenger RNA. It is a transcript of the gene slc7a11, whose product is annotated as solute carrier family 7 member 11. Gene Ontology annotation, molecular function: L-amino acid transmembrane transporter activity. The record is from RefSeq and is a predicted model, not a curated record. Bases 469 to 1977 code for a protein of 502 amino acids. Gene Ontology annotation, biological process: amino acid transmembrane transport. Lineage: Eukaryota; Metazoa; Chordata; Actinopteri; Cypriniformes; Cyprinidae. The transcript has 12 exons. Gene Ontology annotation, cellular component: membrane.
AACAAGUGCAGUGAAAUGGGCCUUUGAAAGAAUGAGAGAAAACAGCGAGUGUUUAAAGUGAGUGCCUGAUGCCUUUGUGUGAUCUGCAUGUUUCAUGAGGAAAGGUGAGAAUCGGAGAAUAUUGCUGAAGCACCAUGACUCAGGGCUACGCUGCUGCCACUAGACACACUAACUACAACAGGAAAUGCCUCCCUUUCUCACACAUUGACCUGCAAAUUACAGGACGAGAUGAAAAGAGGAAGAAAAAUUGUAAAGGAGAGAAAAGGGGGAGUGUUUGAGACACUAAAAAGGCCAGAGAGAGAGGAAAGAGGAGGGAGAAGCCAAUUCACAUUGUAUUUGUUUAGACUUGUCGCAGCGUAUCAGAAGUUUGUUGUAAGAACACCUUCCACUCAGGCCUGUCGUAUACCACUGGUAAAGGAAAGCACACUACGCUUAGAGUCAAUGUGUGUGUGUUUGUGAGCGAGCAAGAUGCCCAGAAGGACUGUGUCAGUUCCCCAUCCCAACGGGGAUCCAACUCCAAGUAAUUUGGGAGAGAAAGCCCCUCUCAAUUCAAAUGGAGACCCCCACGCUGGAGCCCCCGAGGAAAAGGUGGAACUGCGGAAGAAAGUGACCCUGCUCCGAGGAAUCUCUAUUAUCAUUGGGACGAUCAUUGGAGCAGGGAUAUUUAUCUCUCCGAAGGGAAUUCUGAAGAACUCGGGCAGCGUGGGAAUGUCACUGGUGGUGUGGAUUGCCUGUGGGAUUCUCUCUCUUUUCGGUGCUCUAUCAUAUGCUGAGCUGGGUACCUGUAUUAAAAAAUCUGGUGGCCAUUACACGUACAUUCUGGAGGCGUUUGGUCCGCAAGUGGCUUUUGUGCGUUUGUGGGUCGACAUGAUUGCCAUAAGACCUGCAGGUUUGGCUGUGAUCGCUCUGGCAUUUGGCCGCUAUAUUUUAGAGCCCAUCUUCAUGCCAUGUGGAGUUCCAGAAAUUGCCAUUAAAUUGGCCACAACAAUCGGAAUCACUAUGGUAAUGUAUCUAAACAGCAUGAGUGUUAGCUGGACUGCCAGAAUCCAGAUCUUCCUCACAUUCAGCAAGCUGCUCGCUAUGGCCAUCAUCAUCAUUCCAGGAUUAUACCAACUCUUCAAAGGCGAGACCAAAAACUUUGAAAAUGCAUUUGAAGUCAACUCCAUAGAUUUGACAGGACUUCCUCUCGCCUUCUACUCUGGGAUGUACGCCUAUGCCGGCUGGUUUUACUUGAAUUUCGUGACUGAGGAGGUGGAGAAUCCUGAGAGGACGGUGCCUCUUGCCAUCUGCAUCUCCAUGGUGAUAGUAAUGAUCUGUUAUACAAUGACAAAUGUGGCAUAUUACACGGUGAUGUCAGCAGAGGAGCUGUUAGCCUCCAGUGCCGUAGCUGUGACAUUUGCAGAGAAGCUGAUGGGAAACUUCUCAUUUGCAGUUCCGGUUUUUGUGGCUCUGUCUUGUUUUGGGUCCAUGAAUGGAUGCCUAUUUGCGAUUUCAAGAAUGUUCUUCGUGGCCUCUCGAGAAGGUCAGCUUCCUGAAGUUCUCUCUAUGAUUCACAUACGCCGACACACGCCAUUACCUGCUGUGAUUGUCCUGUAUCCGAUCACCCUACUGAUCCUCUUCUUAGGAGAUAUCUACAGUUUGUUGAACUUCAUGAGCUUCCUGCGCUGGUUGUUCAUUGGUGUGGCUGUGGUCGGCCUCAUCUACCUGCGCUACACUCGCCCUGAUAUGCCACGACCGUUUAAGGUCCCUAUUUUCAUCCCUGCUGUGUUCUCCUUCACCUGUUUCUUCAUGGUCUUCCUUUCUCUAUAUUCGGAUCCAAUUAAUACAGGGAUUGGCUUCGCCAUCUCUCUCACAGGCAUCCCUGCGUACUUCAUAUUCAUCCACUUCGAAAGAAAACCCAAAUGGUUCCAGAAAUUGUCAGACUCUGUGAACAGAUCACUACAGAUCAUCCUAGAAGUGGUUCCUGCCGAACACUGACCGUUAAUCUUUUUCUUUGCACAUGAAUGUGUUUAGAUUAUAUAGCAUCUGUUAAUACACGUAGUAUCUAGUACAGUAGUUCUCAACUGGUGGGUCACAGCCAAAAAAAGUGGUUGCAAGUGUGUUCUAAAUGUGAUGCAGAGAGAGAGAGAGAGAGAGAGAGGGAGAAAAAUCCUAAAUGCAAAUAAUAAAAUGCAACUGAAGCAAAACCAGUUGAGACCUACUGCUGACAUAUAUCCAAAAUUAAAUACAAUAUCUCUGAUGGUCUUGCCUCAGUCCCCCUCAGAACGAGACGUGACACUGUCAUUUCAACACACAAUUCAUUUCCUAAUGCUGUGAAUCACCUAACAUGACUGACAUAAAGUCCAUGCAUUUUACCGGUGAUUUAGAACAUUGGCCAACUUCCUCUUCAACUUAUUCUAUUUGCACUGCAAUAUCUUUAAACACGUCAAUGACAGACAGACGUCAUAACAAGUGUUUCCACUGAGGUGUGACUCAAGAAUGGGCUCAGCCAGGGAUUUGGACAUAAUCUUGUUCACUCUCCUCAAUGGCUGAGAUAUUAGAAAUUCUGUAACCCAGACAUGACUGUACAUGUACAAACUGAAUAAUGGCUUUGAAAGUAUGUCUAUUUUGUAGGUUCCUGUCUGACCAUUAGAAUAUCAAAUACACUACAGUGAUAUUUCUGUAUACGAUACACUGGAUAUUCUGAUAUUUUUCUUGGCUGUAAUGCUGUUUUAUUGUACCAUGCAGGAGAACUCCACAGAGCACUCAUUUAUGUUGAUUAUCACUCUAUAAUUGCUUUUAAACCCAUUAACAACUUACUUGCCCAGUCAACUUGAAAAUUAAUCUUAUUUAUGAUCAGUUUACUCCCACGUGAAUUGCCAGUAAUGAUUUUGCACAUUAACAUUGUGUGUAUUUAAAUACUGAAUCACCCAAAAACUGUAUAUCCAGCCUACUUGAUCAUGACUGGGUUUAAUUAAAUCAGUAUUAUGUUAUAAUAGUAAGACUGUUUUAGAAAGAAGUGUUUAAAACACUUUUAAAUUCACUGGACCAUUUUUGUACAGCAUAUUUUGUAAAACUAUAUUGACUACUACAGUAGAAACAACUUUUGUAACUCUAAGCUAUAAACAAACUUUGUAUGACCAUUUCUACCAAAUAAAAUAUUAUAUUUGCCUGUA